AUGCCUACAAGUUUAUUACCCGCCUCCGCCGCGGCCUUUGCGCCCAGGUCCUCGCCGAAUGUUGUCAUGCAGUCAAGGCCAGAGCCGUGGUUAACAGCGACUCUGAAGAGAGUCAACAAGGUCAAGAGGCCCCUGAACAAUGUAGGCCAGCAUACACGGUGCCUGACGGAGACCCUGUCCUCCACAAACGCCCUCUGGGUCCUCUGCUCCAUCAUGUUGCCCAAGGCGCCGGAGUCUGAGUUGCCUAAGGACGACAAUCCAUUGGUGGAAGCCCUGUAUAACUACCAGAUCCUCCAUGUGGAAGCCUACGUGGUCCAUGUUGAUAUGGUCUCCCAGAAUGAGGUCGCAUUCAAGCUGACACCAGAAACGAUCGAAGCGUUGGUAGACUACCACAAGGAUGUCUAUUCGGUGGACACUGCGGCGUGCACUUGGGACUGGGCAGAGAAAGAGAUUCAACUGAAAAAACUACAAGAUGAAUUCGUUCAGGCUGCAAACCGGUUCGUCUUCCGCACCGGCGUUCAUGUCCUAGAAGGGAUGGAAGACGAGGGAGCAGGCGAGCUCCUUGGUGGCCGAAGCGACGACGCGAAAGCCGCGAUCAUGGGCCUGUUCGUUCCAUUGCUGCCUCCUCCGCCACGGAUUGUCGAUGUGAUACAAUCGACCGCCCUUCUCCCUAGCUCCACCUGCCCUGAAGACUGGUGGAACAGCCCGGCCCAACACCACCAACUCCCUCCUGGGCCUGUCGAGUCCUGGCAGGUAGUCCCUUCGAGCCCCAGCGCUACCUCUACUUGUGACUCACAUCUAAACCUGUGGGCUAGCAUCUCGAUGGGUGAAAUGCACUUACCGUCGCCGUCGCUCUCCCUGAGCCCUCCCCUGUCCACCGACUCAUACUCCAGCGCCGACUUCUAUGAACUCCCAAUAACAACCGCUGCGAUAACACCAACGCUCCUACCAAGCAUGUUCGCGCAAUGCGGUACCACGGCCUGUAUGACGGGUUUCGGAUGGAACGAUCGCGUCGUGGAUUUCGCAUCUCCCUACGGCUUGACGAUGUAA
Messenger RNA from Ophidiomyces ophidiicola, 1050 nucleotides. RefSeq lists its product as uncharacterized. The record is from RefSeq and is a predicted model, not a curated record. The coding region runs from base 1 to 1050 and encodes 349 amino acids. Lineage: Eukaryota; Fungi; Ascomycota; Eurotiomycetes; Onygenales; Onygenaceae. The transcript has a single exon.